Molecule: messenger RNA, 947 nt
Organism: Brassica oleracea var. oleracea
Lineage: Eukaryota; Viridiplantae; Streptophyta; Magnoliopsida; Brassicales; Brassicaceae
Product: phosphatidylinositol/phosphatidylcholine transfer protein SFH2-like
Exons: 5
Coding region: 186-770 (194 amino acids)
Source: RefSeq, a predicted model, not a curated record
AUCUGGCAUAUAUGACCAAAUUUAGACUAAUUUUUAAAAAUUAUUUUGACAGAAAUAUCAGUAACUAAAAUGAUUUCUCUAAUAUAAGAGUCAAGCCAAAAAAUUAAUAGCAAAAAAGAAAAAGCUAAUUUUAUGCAAUAAUAUUCAAGAGAAGGUAAAACCUUGUCAAUGCUCUCUCUCUCUAGAUGUCUGAGCAUGAGAGAGUUAUGUCGAUCUCUCUCUCUCUUCUUAUUUCCUUGGUUUUUCUUUUAAUCAGCAGGAAUUUAAUCAUGGCGGAUACAAUAGUUGCUCAUACUGAUCAACAAAAUAACCUGGAAUUGUUGUACCGGGAUGUGAAUCCGUUGUUGGAGAGGAAAUGGUACGUAUACGGAGUAGUGAUGGCACUAUUGAUGUGGAUAGUGGGAGUCAUGAGGCUAACCAAGAACAUGCCAAGGAGACUCGCCAAGGCGAAUGUGUACCCAGACGGAGUGAGGGUUAUGCCGACGCAGGAGUAUAUGGCGAUGGCGAAGAAGAUGGCAGAUCUUGAGGAGAAAUACGAUUCCGUGGAUGCUCAGGUUGUGGUUUCUCGGGAGAAGGAGAAGGUUCUCGACGCUGCACUUGGUUGUGUUGACCAGCUUCAGCUUCAGUUGUCCGAAACCAAGAAGGCGCUGGACGAGAUAAUGACGAGGCAACAUCAGAUGAUGGCAUUCGUCGACAAGAAAAAGAAAAAGAAGAGGAAGUUCUUACUGAAAGGCUGCUUCGGUGGAGUAUCUUCAGCCUCCAGCUUGUAAAAUAAGCUUUAGAAGUCUCGUCUUGUCUCUGCUUAGGACUCUCUCUUUCUCUGUAAUUGUUGCAUGAUUGUUCCCAUUUCUUCCUCAGUUGUUUUGUUGAUAGAAAACUUAUAAAUGAGCAAUUUGUCAUGAUCAUCAACAUAAAAGAGAGAGAACUCUACUCUCUUAGGAAAAACA